AUGCUCGACAUCUAUGGCAAUGAGUUCAAGAUCCAUGACGCGACCAAGAAGGUUAACAUUGAGAUACUAGCGCCUGUCUGGAACGCAACCGUGAAAGAUACAAGUGAACUCGGUCCUCCUGACAAAAGAAGACGAACCUUGAAAGUGAACGCAAGGGAUGCCAAAGCAACCUGGGUCCUACAAGUGCGGAUGGCGUUUCAAAGAACUUGGCCCGAUUGCCUGGAAUGGUUGGAGGAACAAGACGAUGAUCUUUUAUCCCAGGGAGAGAGACUGUUCAACUUCCUGUACGAGAUAUGCUGUGUGCAACCGGGGUAG
Penicillium mononematosum is the source of this 315-nucleotide messenger RNA. RefSeq lists its product as uncharacterized. The transcript is spliced from 2 exons. Bases 1 to 315 code for a protein of 104 amino acids. The record is from RefSeq and is a predicted model, not a curated record. NCBI's taxonomy places the organism in Eukaryota, Fungi, Ascomycota, Eurotiomycetes, Eurotiales, Aspergillaceae.